AUGGUAACCCAAGUUAAGAGUGUGGCAGCCGCAAUUGUAGUUAAUGUAAUAUUAUUAGAUACUAGAAAUCUAAAACCAUAUGAAACAUCUCAUAUUCGUAAUUCUGUUAAUGUUCAUGAUAUAUUUACAUAUUUAUUAAAAUCAUCUGAACCAAAAGAUAUUGAAAAUAUGAGAAAUCAUUUUCAUCAGCGACUUGAUGAAGUAGGGCUAACCGGUAGUUUGGAUGAACAGGAUGUUGGUUAUGAGCAGGAUAUGAAUAAAAAUUAUGGGUCAAGCUGUCGUGGAUUUUUUCUACCAAAAUGGAUGCAUCAUCCAAAUGUUUCUGUACUAGAAGGGGGGUCAGAUUCUUUUUUACAAACAGAUGUUCGAAAAAUUAUGUUACUAAUGGCUGAUACUUUGUAA
Messenger RNA from Didymodactylos carnosus, 402 nucleotides. The record is from the annotation of a GenBank genome assembly. NCBI's taxonomy places the organism in Eukaryota, Metazoa, Rotifera, Eurotatoria, Philodinida, Philodinidae.